AUGGCUGGCGAACCGCUGCGUUUCCUCAUCUGGGGCGGCAACGGCUGGAUAGCCGGCCAGCUCAAGACGCUGCUCGAGCAGCAGGGCAAGACGGUGUCCGCCACGACGGUGCGCAUGGAGGACAGCGCCGAGGUGCUCCGGGAGCUGCAGGCCGUGCGGCCGUCGCGGGUGCUCAUCAGCGCCGGCUGCACCGGGCGGCCCAACGUCGACUGGUGCGAGGACCACAAGGCCGACACGGUCCGGUCCAACGUCAUCGGCACGCUCAACCUCGUCGACCACUGCUUCCGGCUGGGCAUCCACUGCACCCUCUUCGCCACGGGCUGCAUCUACGCCUACGACGACGCCCAUCCCAUCGGCGGGCCGGGCUUCACCGAGCAGGACGCGCCCAACUUUUUCAGCAGCUUCUACUCCAUGACCAAGGCCCACGUCGAGCCGGUCCUGAGCUCCUACCCCAACUGCCUCAUCCUGCGGCUGCGCAUGCCCGUCAGCGACGACCUGCACCCGCGCAACUUCGUCACCAAGAUCGCCUCGUACAAGCACGUCGUCGACAUCCCCAACAGCAACACCAUCCUGCACGACCUGCUGCCCGCGUCUAUCCUGCUGGCCGAGCACGCCGACGUCGGCGUCUACAACUUCACCAACCCGGGCGCCAUCUCGCACAACGAGGUGCUGCGCCUGUUCAAGGAGAUUGUCCGCCCGGCCUUUACCUGGUCCAACUUUAGCCUCGAGGAGCAGGCCAAGGUGAUCAAGGCGGGCCGCAGCAACUGCGAGCUGGACUCGACCAAGCUGGUCAACAAGCUCAAGGAGUACGGCUACAGCGUGCCCGAGGUCAAGGAGGCGUACCGGGCGUGCUUUACGCGCAUGAAGGCCGCGGGCGUUGAGUAG
Messenger RNA from Ustilaginoidea virens, 885 nucleotides. RefSeq lists its product as uncharacterized. Bases 1 to 885 code for a protein of 294 amino acids. Gene Ontology annotation, biological process: S-adenosylmethionine biosynthetic process. Lineage: Eukaryota; Fungi; Ascomycota; Sordariomycetes; Hypocreales; Clavicipitaceae. Gene Ontology annotation, cellular component: methionine adenosyltransferase complex. The transcript has 2 exons. Gene Ontology annotation, molecular function: methionine adenosyltransferase regulator activity. The record is from RefSeq and is a predicted model, not a curated record.